UCAAUAUACACUAUACUGCCAAAUAUAUUGGGACACCCCUAUAAAAUCAGUAGAUUCAGGUAUUCCAAUUACCUCCAUGGCCACAGAUGUAUAAAAACUGCUUCUACAAACAUUUUUGAAGGAAUGGGUUGCUCUCAGGAGCUCAGUGAAUUCAAGGGCGGUACCGUGAUAGGUUGCCACCUGUGCAAGUCCAUCAUCUGUGAAAUUUCCUUGUUACUAAAUAUUGCACGGUCAAAUGUUAGUGGUAUUAUAAUCAAAGUGGAAGCAAUUGGGAACAACAGAAACUCAGCCACGAAGUGGUAGGCCACGUAAAAUGACAAAGCGGGGGUCAGCACAUGUUGAAGCACACAGUGCGCAGAAGUCACCAACUGUCUGCAGAGUCAAUAGCUAAAGACCUCCAAACUUCAUGUGGCCUUCAGGUUAGCACAACAGUGUGCAGAACUUCAUGGAAUGGGUUUCCAUGGCCGAGAAGCUGCAUCCAAGCCUUACAUUACCAAGUGCAAUGCAAAGCGUCGGAUGCAGUGGAGA
Messenger RNA from Staurois parvus, 528 nucleotides. Lineage: Eukaryota; Metazoa; Chordata; Amphibia; Anura; Ranidae. The record is from the annotation of a GenBank genome assembly.